AAUCCGCGGGACGUUUCUUCUAAUAAAUAUAACAAAAAAGCGGUGUUCAUCCACGAGACGCGUUUUGAAUGCAUCAGAAAGUGGUACGCGCUAUUUGCGUGCCGCCUAAGAUGAAAAUCAUUCGAAAUACGCUUGUACCACUUGUACGCCAAAUAUGGAGGUGUCAGACGACGUUAGCCCCCCAGAACCUUCCACAGCGAGCCUCAGGUACAACUUCCAGCGUUGCCACUUGUGUCCCUACAGAUGCAACUUUCUUGUAACCCUUUACUCGCACUUAAAGCAGCACGAGCGUCCCUCCGGCGACUCUUUUAGCUGCAUGGAGCCGCCUUUGAGUAAAUAUAAGUGCGCACAGUGCGCUUUCGAAACCCACGUGAAAGUCAAACUCCACAAUCACGUCCGCGUAUUUCACAAAAACCAGCCCCAUUUCGCGGGGCUUUCACAAGUCAUGAAGAAGUACGUUUGUAGGAAAUGCAACUUUCAGUGUUUUUCGGAGCUCGUGUUUGGGGACCACCGGUGCCUGGACUUGAUAAACGCGGGAGCGUUCAGGUGUGGGUAUUGUUGUUUCAAGGCGCCAAUCCUGCGCACGUUACGGAGACAUUUGUUGAAAAAGCACAAAGCGAAGGCUUAUAGAUGCGACCAGUGUUCGUACGAGUCGGUUAAGAGCACGAAUUUCAGAGAGCAUUUGAGGAGGGGGCACGGGUUGGUUGGCAAAGAGAGGGCGAGGUGUUCACGCACAAAAAAGAAAUUCGGUUGUGCUUAUUGUGGUUUUGGGAGUGUGGAUUUGGCAGAGUUGCGAAGGCACAAUGUAGAAAAACACAAGGUUGAUUGUUAUCAGUGUGAACACUGUCCGUAUUCGAGCAAAGACAGCUGUAAUUUUCGCUCUCAUGUGAGUAGGAGGCAUGGGGUGGUUGAGUGGGUGCAGUGUGCCCACUGUCCGUACAAAUCUAAGUCUAAAGCGACCCUUAAAGUCCACAUACUGUAUAAACACACACGGAACGAGGAUAUCAAGUGGUUCGAGUGUGCGCACUGCUGUCUUAAGUGCAAACGCAAAUCGGAUCUUAAAAAACACAUAAUCUCAAGACAUACACCUGAUGAACAGAUUCAGUGGUUUCUAUGCCAGUUUUGUAUUUUUAAAGCCAAACAUAAGUCUGAUUUAAACCAACAUGUUUCUUUGAAACAUGAUAACUGUGAUAUAAAGUGUGAGCAAUGUGAAUAUAGAGCCAAGAGUAAGGGUCUUCUAAGGAAGCACUUAAGAACCGUACACUUGAAAAGUAUUAAUUGGUUUAGGUGUGAACAGUGCGAUUAUAAAGCUAAGCAUACGACGCGCUUGAAGGAACACGUGAUAGCGAAACACACAGACAGCGAGGAUAUUCAAUGGUUCAGAUGUGCCCACUGUGCCUAUAAAGGUAAACAGAAGUCUCAUCUGGAAGGCCACCUGGCGACGAAACACGGAAAUUUUGAAGGGAUCAAGUGGCUUACUUGCAACGACUGUGGGUAUAAGAGCACACGCAAAAAUAGCCUGAAGGCACACAUUGUGGCCAAGCAUAUCUCGUCCACAAAAAACAAAAAUUAAAUUUAUUAUUGAAGUUUUCGUUACAAAAUAAG
Zophobas morio is the source of this 1605-nucleotide messenger RNA. RefSeq names its product zinc finger Y-chromosomal protein 1-like. The coding region runs from base 155 to 1573 and encodes 472 amino acids. Gene Ontology annotation, biological process: regulation of transcription by RNA polymerase II. Gene Ontology annotation, molecular function: RNA polymerase II transcription regulatory region sequence-specific DNA binding; DNA-binding transcription factor activity, RNA polymerase II-specific. The transcript is spliced from 2 exons. The record is from RefSeq and is a predicted model, not a curated record. Lineage: Eukaryota; Metazoa; Arthropoda; Insecta; Coleoptera; Tenebrionidae.